AUGGGUAAGAAAGGGUUUAAUUGGAGGGCUAGGCAAGUGGUUAAUACAGAAAUUGACAAUGCAUCAACAAAAAAGAUUGAAGUUGAAGGAAAAUUAGAUUCUGGACAAUAUGAUGCUUCAAACGCGUUGGUUUUACCAUCGGACAAGCGUAAAACAAGAGUGAAGAAAGAUAAAGUGACUGUAACAAGAAUACUGUCAAAAAGUCACAGGAAAAGAUUAGAGAAAAUUGUUGAAAAGAAGAAGAAAAAAGAGAAUAGACAAAACUUGUUAGAUGCACUUGCAACAGUCCAAGCAACACCUGAAGAACUAAACAGUUUAGUAUCCAUUGCAUCAGUGCAGACAAAAGGUCUAAAACGCCAUUUUUACGAACAAAACUUCCCGGAAAAGGUAGCAGCUAAAAAGAUCCCGAAAAGUGACCAGGAUUUAUUGAAUGGCGAUGCAAAAAUCAAUGCAAUUAAAGGUGCUAAACACCUAAGAAAUGCAUUAAAACAAGAUGACACAGCAAAAAAUGAUCCAAAUGUUGUUGGGUUUGAUGAAUCAUCAUCAGAAUCUUCAUCUGAAGAUGAUAUUGAAGAAGAAAAUGAUAUUAACAAAGUAAUUGAAGAAGAAAAUGAUAUCAACAAAGAAAUAAAAGUUGAAAACGUUAAAAUUGAACCGGAAUAUGACGAACCACUUGUAAAAAAGCAAAAAAUCGAAACAAUUAUCAUCAAAGAUGAUGAUAAACAACCAAAAAAUCAAAAAGCAACAUUUGUUCAAGUAAUCCGCGAUGAAUCAAUUCAAAUCGCGCGUCUAAAACUCCCCAUCCUCGCUGAAGAACAACAAAUAAUGGAAACAAUCAACGAAAACUCCAUUAUAAUCAUCGCUGGGGAGACAGGCAGUGGAAAAACCACCCAAGUCCCACAAUUUCUCUACGAAGCAGGCUACGCACUCAAUGGACAAAUCAUCGCUGUGACUGAACCACGCAGAGUAGCAGCUAUAUCAAUGUCACAACGCGUCGGAGAAGAAAUGUCCUUACCAAAUGAAGUAGGAUAUCUCAUCAGAUUCGAAGGAAAUGUAACUGACGAAACAAAAAUUAAAUUCAUGACUGAUGGUGUCUUACUUAAAGAAGUCCAGAAUGAUUUCUUAUUAAAAAAGUAUUCUGUUAUCAUCUUGGAUGAAGCACACGAACGAUCAGUGUAUACUGAUAUUUUAUUAGGACUGUUAAGUAGAAUAGUUCCAUUGAGGAAUAAAAAAGGAUUACCCUUGAAGUUGAUUAUAAUGUCAGCGACGUUAAGAGUAGAAGAUUUCACACAAAACGAUCGAUUAUUCAAAACAAUCCCGCCGGUUUUAAAAGUAGAAGCAAGGCAGUUUCCUGUCACGGUGCAUUUCAACAAACGCACACAUGAGAAUUACCUAAAGGAAGCUUAUAACAAAGCAGCCAAAGUGCAUUGUAGAUUACCCGAUGGAGGUAUAUUGAUUUUCGUCACCGGACAACAAGAAGUCAAGUUAUUAGUGAGGAAACUACGCGGGGCGUUUCCCAUGAAGAAUAAAAACAAAAUAAUCGAAGCACAAAAAUCCUUAGGUAACAAUAAACAUAAAAAAAUCAAAGAAUACAAUGACCAAUUUAAUAAACCAAGUCAAAAGAAAGAAAAACAUAAAAAGAUGAAAAUUCUACCAAAAAUCAACCUGGAUGAUUACAGUCUACCACAAGACCAUGACGAAGAUAACGAUGAAGAAGAUGACAACAUCCAAGAUGAUUUAUUAUCAGACACUGAUGAAAACGAAGCUACUACUUUAACAAGUGAUCAACCACUUUGGGUCCUGCCUUUAUACUCACUCCUACCAACACAUAAACAAUCAAUGGUCUUCCAACCACCUCCAAUGGGUUGUAGACUCUGUGUGGUUUCAACAAACGUCGCUGAAACAUCCCUGACAAUCCCCGGGAUAAAAUAUGUCAUUGACACAGGCAAGACUAAAGUAAAACUCUUUGAUAAAACCACCGGAGUUACUUCCUAUAUAGUCCACUGGACAAGUCAAGCAUCCGCUGAUCAACGUGCUGGUAGAGCCGGUAGAACAGCACCUGGACAUUGUUAUCGCCUAUAUUCAAGCGCGGUGUUUAAUGACACAUUUGAAAAAUUCACCAAACCGGAAAUCCAAGAGAAACCAGUCGAUGAUUUAUACCUACAGAUGAAAUGUAUGAAUAUCGAUAAAGUAGUAAACUUCCCAUUCCCUACAGCGCCGGAUUUGUUACAGUUAAGAGUAGCUGCUAACAGAUUGGAAGUUUUGGGUGCUUUGAAAGAUGGAAGUGUGACGGAUUUAGGACGUGCGAUUGCAAAGUUUCCGGUUUUACCAAGAUAUGGAAAGAUGUUAGCGCUGAGUCAUCAACAUGAUCUACUACCUUAUACAGUGCUACUAGUAGCUGCGUUAUCCGUGCAGGAAGUAUUGAUGGAAACCCCGAUAAAUGAUAAAUUUGAUAUUAAAGAAACCCGGAAGAAGUGGCAUGCGACCAGGGUGCUCUGGGCUGGUUCCGGACAUGCGCAGUUACUAGGAGAUCCUAUGGUUUUACUCAAAGCAGUAGGCGCAGCUGAAUAUGCACAUCAAAAAGGUUCCCUAGAAUCUUUCUGUAUGGAAAAUGGUCUUAGACAUAAAGCAAUCAUAGAAAUCCGGAAGUUACGUCAUCAGUUAACCAAUGAAAUCAAAAUAAACGUACCAGAUGUGGAUCUCUGCGUUGAUUUCAACAUGAAACCACCUACGGACCUUCAAGCGAAGCUCCUAAGACAGAUUAUCUUAAGUGGGAUGGGUGAUCAAGUGGCUAGGAAGAUUCCCUUGGAUGAGAUCAAAGAAAACCAAGAUAAAGUCAAGUUUAAGUAUGCGUAUCAUGCGAUGAAUAUGGAGGAACCCGUCUGGUUGCAUCAGGGUUCCGUGCUGAAGAAAACCCUACCGGAAUUUGUUGUUUAUCAGGAGAUUUAUGAAACUAACAAGAUGUAUAUGCGUGGUGUGACUGCGAUUGACCCCGAAUGGUUGGUGAGGUUUGUUCCGCAUUCGUGUAAUCUCAGCGAGCCUUUGAGUGACCCCGAGCCGAGUUUUAAUGAAUCCACUGGGGUUGUUAAUUGUACGGUGCGUGGGUCGUUUGGCAGUCAGAAUUGGGAGCUGCCGAAUUGUGUGAUUGAUUAUAAGCAUACGCUGGGGGCUUAUAGAUGGUUUGCGAGGUUUUUGUUGGAGGGGAGAGUUUUUUAUAAGUUGGAGAAGUAUAAGAAGUGUUUGUUGAGCACGCCGAGUACCAUGGUGAAGAGCUGGGCGAAUUUACAGGAGAGGACGGAUUGUUUGUUGAAGGGGUUGAUGGCGGCGAAGGUUUCGAGUCGGGGGGAGAUGGAGGAUGUGUGGGAAGAACAACCGAAAUAUUUACUCAAGGAGUAUCUACAAUGGCUGCCUGAAUCAGCCCAUGGCGAAGUGACCCUCCUAUGGCCACCAUUAAACUAG
Messenger RNA from Dalotia coriaria, 3459 nucleotides. RefSeq names its product putative ATP-dependent RNA helicase kurz (gene kz). NCBI's taxonomy places the organism in Eukaryota, Metazoa, Arthropoda, Insecta, Coleoptera, Staphylinidae. The record is from RefSeq and is a predicted model, not a curated record. Gene Ontology annotation, cellular component: nucleolus; intracellular anatomical structure. Gene Ontology annotation, biological process: maturation of SSU-rRNA from tricistronic rRNA transcript (SSU-rRNA, 5.8S rRNA, LSU-rRNA). The transcript is spliced from 4 exons. Bases 1 to 3459 code for a protein of 1152 amino acids. Gene Ontology annotation, molecular function: ATP hydrolysis activity; ATP binding; RNA binding.